GCAGCGCGCGGGGCCGCGGCCGCCCCCUCCUCCUGCCCGCGUUCCCUCGGCGGCGGCAGCGCUGAGGUGGCGCCGCGCCCCGGUGAGGUGAGCGAGACGCUUCAGUCGGCGCUGCCCCAUCCCCCGCCAGCCCGGGCGGCAGGGAGUGGCUGUCCCGCUGCGGCCUUUACGGACGGGAAGCACGUCUCAAGAUGGCAGAAUUAUUUAUGGAAUGUGAAGAAGAGGAGCUAGAACCCUGGCAAAAGAGAGUGAGAGAAGUGGAAGAGGAUGAUGAAGACGAUGAUGAUGAGCCAAUCUUUGUUGGGGAGAUCUCCAGCUCAAAGCCAGCCACUACGUAUAUAUUGAACAGAGUCAACCUCAGCUCACCACGAAGGGGGAUACAGAAUGGUGCACCCAGUAGAGGUCCAGUCACUACAUUCAAGUCUGAGAGUCAGCAUUACAUGCCGCCUGCCUCCAGCCCCGGAGCCGUGCCUGCCCCAUCAGUCUUCCAGACUGUGCCCAGACCUGCCACCAGCUCGGUGGCACUUCAGCCUUUGGCUGGAGCAGUGAAUGUUUCAGGAACUUCACAAACACUGCAGAGACCAGUUGCUGGAUGUUUGUCAACACAGCAGGUGCCUGGGUCAAGUUCUGGACUAGCACAGCCUGUUAGCAGACCUGUAACCAUUCCAGUGACAACACAGCCGGCAUCAAGAAAUAUUACAGUUCCUGUAGUGGCUCAGCCUGUAUCCAAGCCAGAGACUCCUGCAACAGCACAGCCUGUAAUACUCAACCAGGAUUAUAUUAUGGAUUCUCUACCAGAUGCACCAGAUAAUACAUCUGGUAUUCUGUUUGGUGUGAGACAGAACUCGGGAGUUCCACAGUACCAGACUGGGCCGGCAGUGAAUGUAACAGGGACAAAUGCUGCAUCCAGCACCAUUAAAAAUGGAGGACCUUUUCCACGAGCUUGUCCAAAAUGUAAUAUACAUUUCAAUCUUAUGGAUCCUCUAAAAAAUCACAUGAAGUAUUGCUGCCCAGAUAUGGUAAAUAACUUUUUCUCGGAAGUGGUCAAAACAGAAUGUGUGAGCACAAGCAAGACCAUGGAAUGUGAGAAAGGAAAGCUGAUUAUGUUAGUUAACGACUUUUAUUAUGGGAAGGAUGAAGGUGACCUCCAGCAGGUACAACAGGAGCAGAAGACUCAUACAACAUUUAAAUGCGUCAGUUGUUGCAAAGUUCUUAAAAAUAACAUAAGGUUUAUGAACCACAUGAAACAUCACUUGGAACUUGAGAAGCAAAGCAAUGAAAGCUGGGAAAGCCACACCACGUGCCAGCACUGUUACCGACAGUUCCCCACGCCGUUCCAGCUGCAGUGCCACAUCGAGAGUACACACACGCCUUACGAGUCAUCCACGAUUUGUAAAAUCUGUGAAUUAUCAUUUGACACAGAGCAAGUUCUUUUGCAACAUAUGAAGGACAAUCAUAAGCCAGGUGAAAUGCCGUAUGUUUGCCAGGUGUGCAGCUACAGAUCCUCAGCUUUUUCAGAUGUAGAAACACAUUUUAGAACAGUUCAUGAAAACACAAAACAUUUGCUAUGCCCCUUUUGCCUCAAAGUUAUUAAAAUUGGAGCACCGUACAUGCAUCAUUACAUGAGGCAUCAGAAAAAGGGAAUAUACCGUUGCACUAAAUGCAGACUGCAAUUUUUAACAUGCAAAGAAAAAAUGGAUCACAAGACUCAGCAUCACCGAACAUUUAGGAAACCCAAGCAAUUAGAAGGCUUGCCUCCUGGAACAAAGGUGACUAUUCGAGCAUCUUUGGGGUCUCAUCAGUCAGGAUCAUCAGCUACAUCCUCUGUUAGUACUAGCAGUUCCACAUUUCAGUUAUCACCUAAAGCUAGAAAUACAACCACUAAAAAUCAUAACAAAUCUAAUACAAGUAAAUCAAGAGGAAAAUCAAAACAAUCUACAUCGAGGAAACAAAAUGCGUGGACGAACAGCAGAAGAAAAAAAGAACCUACAAAUAUAGCAUUUCAUAAUCUAAGGUAUCAUGUUGGAACUCACAAAUGCAUUGAGUGUUUCUCAGAAAUAAAAGAUUUUGCAAGUCACUUUCCUGCAUACGUCCACUGUAGUUUAUGCAGAUAUAACACCAGCUGUAGCAAAGCCUAUGUCAAUCACAUGAUGAGCUUUCACAGUGCUCGUCCAAGUAAAAGGUUUUGGAUCUUUAAGAAGCAUUCAGAACAGCUACGAGGUAUGACUGUAGUGUGUCUUAACUGUGAUUUCCUGGCUGAUGUUUCUGGCUUGGAUAACAUGGCCACACAUCUGAGUGAGAACCAGACUCAUACUUGUCAAGUUAUUGUGGAGGAAGUUUCCACAGAUAAUGCAACUGCUGCACAAGUGUCUCACAAACAAGAGCAUGUCUCUUCAGAUGAAACAAAAGAAUGCAGUAGAAAUCAAACUAAAAAAGUUGCAUCCGUUGAAAAGAGGGAAGACUCAUCACUGUCAAAUCCAGAAAAUGUCCGUCGUUUGGAAGUCCCUGGCAACUGCUCAAAGAAUUCUUUGCAUGAGAAAAGAGCAUACUGUGAUUCAGCUAAUAGCAAACAGUUAGUAGAUGAGAAACAAAAAUGUAUUCAUGAUGGAAGUGAGAUGAAAACAGCUGACAUCCUGAAUGAGCAGACGAAAGCGCGUAGCUGGGAUGCAACUGCGCUUUCAGCUAAGAACGUGAGGGACUUAAAGCUGACCCUGGGGGAAGAUGUCAGCUUUGAGCAGUUCCUGAGAAAGAGGGAUGAUCCUGAAUCUGUGAGUUCAGACAUCAGUGAGCAAGGAAGUAUUCAUUUGGAACCUUUAACUCCAUCAGAAGUACUAGAGCACGAAGCUACUGAAAUUCUCCAAAAAGGUAAUGUUGCACCUUCAUCAAAGAAGGCGGGACAGCUCACUGAACAAACAGAUGAGACUUCUAGAGAAAGCAAUCCCAGCAGAAUGGAAACAACUGCAAACAAGACAGAUGAGAAUGAAGCAAGCUGAAAUUGUGUUCAUUUUAUUGUUUGUUUUAAACUAUGGUAAGAACACCAUGGACCAUUCCUGAUGAGUGUGCUCACAGAUGCUAAAGACUGAAAAUUUUAAAAGGGAGGAGAAGAGAAAGGGACACCAAAGGGAAGUCUGCAUAUGGAGGUAGCAUGUAUGUGUAUGUAUGACUGAAUUCAUUAAACUUCAAAAAGAUAACAUGUUAAAAUAUAUCUUCCUGUCUCUUGGAUGUGAUAUAUUAUUAGAUUGAUACUUGAAAAGAGGUAUAAAUUCUAAUUUUUUUAUAGUUAACUAGCCCAGGUUAAGGUGAUUUGUUCGCCCAGAAAGUAUUUUUCUAAAUUCUUUAGUGUGACUAUCAUUGAACAGGGGAUUGAGUAGGAAUUAACUUCUGAUGCUGAUAUGGAGCACACUUAUAAUGGAGGUUACUGGUCUGCUGAUAGUUGAGGUAAAUAUAAACCUUGGAACUUGGUGUCACAUUCCUGUCUGUAAAAGCACGUAAACAGAAGUAUAUGAAUUUGUGCACCUCCGUACAGGUGUAAUCCUGCCAGGCUGUAAACUUACCUUAAUAAACUUUCAGUGAAAGUGAAAUUAUUACAAUAAAAAAAUAUUUGUGGAGUUUUCACUGUGCAGGCUGUGCAGAACUACCAAACAUAGCUGUAUGAAGUAGGACACAAUGCUGAAAGUACUGUAGCUCUUAGGCUUUUACCAUUGGUUUCAUUCCUCUUAGCCGUAGACCCAUAGUGUCGCAGACAUCCUUUUCACUAAAAUCCUUUCUUUAGGAUUUUUUCCUGAGAAGCUGUGGCCUCAGAAACACAUAUAGGUUAUCUGCUACUGUGGAAUGCAACAGGCCCGUCUGGGUUGGCCCAGCUUGGAUGUUUUGAAAUAAUGGCCAGUCCAGAGCUGAGCUUGCUUGGAUGCAGUCCGAGAGAGCGGCGUUUGUCAUUCAUUCUUUACUUUUCUAUUCUUAGCUUAGCAAGCUUCUGAAAAGCUCUCCUGCUUUUUCUUUGUAGUAUAGUUAUAAUGUAGUAUAUAUAUAUCAUAAAAUAAAUCAAGCCUUCUGAUCAUGGAGUCAAGGAUCUCGUCUCUUCCUUCACCCAAAAACCCUUGUGACCACUGUCACACCGUAGGAAUGGUCUGUAAGUCGCACCAAAGUAUGGUUUGAUGUAAAAAUGGUUUUAAGCAAAAAUAAGGAAAACUCCAAACUGGAAACACCACCUGGCAUGCAUUUUGCCAUUUUGCAGCUGCUACUGGCUAACUUAAAAGUAGGACACAAGGGCAUAUAAAGUAGUAUUGUACAGUUCAAUUUCAGGACUUUUUGUAGUCUAAGUUAUGUACAGAAAAAUGGCUGCUGGUUUUAGUUUGGUUUUUUGGUUUUGGGUUUUUUUUUUUGUCUUCUAGUUAGCUAGAUUUAGGAAUGCAUACGGUAACAGUAGCUUGGUCCUUUGAUUUCAUUACUCCGUUUGAAACAUUCAGAAUGUGCUUUUGACUUACAGUUUUGUUUUUAAUGAAUGUUAAAUGUUUUGAACAGCUGUUAAAGUACUGCUGUAAAUUAUUACUUUUUGAGUAAAUAUUUGCAACAAAAAAUUGUCUUUGUGUAUAAUUUUAUGCUCAACAUGAAACUUUGGGCAUAGCCUUCUCCUGUUUUUUAAAAAGAUUAAGUGACAGUUCCCAAAAAGUAAGUAACUUCAUUAUUGUGAAUUUUAGACCUAUGUUUCGCUGGGGAUUUUUGUUGGGUUUUGGUUGGUUUGUUUGUUCAUUUUAUUUUAGAAUUAAAUGAGCAAGUGCCUCUGCAUAAACAUUUUUUGUACCUGUGUAUUGUGAUAUGAUGUGCUAACUUUUCCAGACUAUACAGAUUUUUUUCUGGCCUGUCAGCCUGCAAGUGAAGUUUCCUCUGUCCUCUUAAGUUGACUGAGCUCAGCUGCUAAGUGAGUCUAACAGUAUUAAAAUCUAGAGACCAUCCAGCUUACUAUUGGAACCUCUAAAUAAAACAGAUCUCAACAGCCUCAGAAGUUCCUUCAAGCUCUAAAGAGAUGUAGAAUUUAAAUUUUCGACUGCAUUUUUGUUGUCAUCCAUGCACAUGUACAAGACUUUUAAAGAAGAAAAGUGGAACAGUUUAUGUGCUCACAGCUCUUUGAGAUCUGCCUCUUGGAGAACUUCAAAUACCACAAUACAUGAAAAAACUGAGAAGAAUAAGUUCCAUUAUUCCUUUGUUCUUUAAAAAGUUUAGUGAAACCAUUAAAUAGUGCUUUGGUUAAGCAGUCUGAUGUCUUCAUGCUUUUACACAUGCAAGGUUACUCAAUGUGAUGCUUUAUUUUAUGCAAUUCAAAGCAGAUCAUCAACUACAAAAAUGGAUGUGUAUGUUACCAAGGGAGUUCUGAGUGCAUCUGUGUUGGAACCCAGGGAAAUCUGUAGUGUUUUUAAUCUGGUUGGUGAUCUUCCAUGCAAAUUAUGUGUUUUGAAUAAUGCUCUGAUAUGUGGCGUUAGAAAAGAUGAAAGUUCAACUGGAACCAGUUGCGAUACUUGAAAUUUCCGCAUAUAUGUCUUUUUUAAAAGUUUAAAUGCAUAAUAACAUUACCAUUUUAAUAAGAAAUUGGAAGGAUUUGGCCACAUAGUGCUGAGAAAAGGUGGUAAAGAGAGCUCAAAAACCUGUGUAUUUGGCAGAAUUACAUCCAUGUCAUUUCAGCUGCUUAUUAUGUAAAAUGUCAUUUGUUUCAAACUAUGUUGACAAUGCUUAUGCAAAAAGUAACAUUAGGUAAAAACCACUGAAAUAUCUUCUGGUCCUUCUGAAAGAAGAGGUGGAAGAACUUGGUUGUACUAGCAAUGUCAGCAGUUAGCUUUUCAUAUGCAGGGAAGGAAUAUCAUGAAAACACUGGCAUGGUAUUUUUGUGAAGAAGGAAAACUAAAACUCAUCACUAUUUUUCCUGUAUGGAAAUAGAUUUGCUCAUAAACGCUGUAGGAAACUGCACAAGUACAAAGAUAAAUUUCUAUAAUGUUAUUUGGGAGGUUUCCCAAAGAAGAGAUAAGUUGAAUUGGUACUUUUUGCAAAAGCUGCUAUGGAAGAUCAAGUUUCAUUAAUACAUUUUCAGUUAAUUGAACAUAACUGCACAUGAUUCAAUUUGUUGUUUCUGAGUCAUUUAAAAGUUGUUUUUUCCAUCCAGCCAUCAGUAGUUCUUACAGUGUGUCACCUCUCUUUUUGUCCUGGAGAAGACAUUUCACCUCUAGUUUUCAUUGCCUUACCUAGAAAUAGUCACUUAAUUCUUGGUGUCCAUAUUAGAAUCACCCUUUCCCCUCCUCUCAAGGGCUUUAUCAUAUUUGCUUGAAUAAUCACUGCAGCUUGUUUAUAUAGUGCUUAUUUUUAAGGAAGUUAUGUAUGCUGUCUGUAUUUUUGACAUUUCAUAGAAAACUGCAGUCAUCAUGAUGAUCAGUGAACAUUCUGUCACUUGGAUGUUCCUCAAGUGCAACCAGUGUCUGUUUGCCUUGUGCAGGAGAGAAGCUUUGGUUCACCUGUGAUUCAGGUUUUCUAAAUGGAGUGGCUGAGUAAAUGCAAAAAAAAAAAAAAUUCCAAUUGUAGCACAUACUGAAUUGUAAAUAUUGUGUGAUGUAAUUUAAAGAGGAAAGUUUUUAUAACAAAACUUUGUCUAGUUUUCCUUGGGCAGAGAGAGAGAGAGAGAAGAACCUUGGGUGAUACGUGUUAAAUCUCAUUUCUGUCAUGCUACUUCUAGAAGGAAUCAGAAACUAAAUGUCAGGGUAAAAAAUCAUGAGUAAUGCUUGUAUUCUGCAAUACCUUAAAUAAAAGAUCUUAAACCUUUUCUGCAGGCAUUAAGCAUUGUUAUUUAUAUGCUGGCAUGCAGAAAAGUAAUUUUUUUAUACUGUCAGAUACAAAAAUAUUCCACUAAAGACUGUGACCAUAAGCUGUCACAGCAGAAUUUUGUUACAGACCACUUAGAUUUUUUUGUGGCGGGCAAAUUUAUACUUAAUUGUUCUCUUUUUAUUUUCAUUAGUGUUGGUUUUUGCAGCUUGUGAACUUUGUCUAGUUUUAUCCUGUAUAUUUUGAUGUGUGCUUCAUAUAACAAUGUCCUUAAUGAAAGAAAAAGGUAAGUAUGUUUUUUGAUUAUAUUGAGUGAUUUUUGCUUUGAAAAGAAUAUUUAUUCCAGUUUUAAUGUAAUUCAAAAGGACAGUUCUCAGUCCUUCAGUGAAGGAUGGCAUGUUAUCUCCUUUGAACAUUGUUCUUAUGUGGGAUUUUGACUCUAAUCUUCCCAAUUAAUUCUGUGCUAAAAGGGCAAGUAUAUUGACUGGUAUUUCAUAUUAGUUUACAAGUUUACAGACACUAUGCAGUGUUCCUUUGAGUUUUCGAUCACUAUUAUAACUCUAAGACAGCUAAUUAAAAUUUUGUACUCAGUCAUUCAUUGACCCAAAUUAACCUUGUAAAGUUGGUAUUUCCGUUUUGCACCAGAUUAAAGAAAACAAAAAAGUGGAAAAUGUUUAUCUGUGAAAUACCUUGAGGGAGAUGAAUGUAGUUGUGCCUUCAAGGCGCUGUAAAGCUAAUGAGUUUGUUGACAUAAAAAUGUGCUGGAUUUGUUGAGGGGCUCUUUCCUGUUGAAACCAUUAUAUCAGAGAGGCUGAGUUUUUUUCUGACAACCAGAAAGAUAACUGUGAUGUUAUAUCUGUAUCUGCAUUUAUAUUUGGACAAAUUUAUCUUCAAAUUAAGGAAAUUGACUCCUCAAAUUACAUGUGUGGGCUGUAAACAGGCCAUAAUAAGAUUAAGUCCAUGAUCAAAACAAGUAGCUUUUCAGCAAGCAAUUCUCCAUUUUUAAGCAGCAUUGCUAGGUUGCUUAUGCUGUGAAUCUAAUGUAAAUAAACUGCAUUUCAUACUUUAGUUCACUAAUGUCUCAGUGUUAGGCAUUUAAGUCAAAAGAGCUGUUUCUGCAAAAAUGUUUGUGAAUAAACUGGUUUCUUUAAGAAGGAAGUUGUCUCAUAUUAACAGUGUGGUAGCCUUGAAAAUGCUUCAUAUGUUUUGCUCAUAAAUAGUGUAGUUAAGAAUUAGUCCUUUUGAUUAAAGGAAAAUCACCUGCAGGUCUGUUCCUUACAGCCUCUUGUGAGUUUUUCAUAUGGAUCUGUCAUGAUAGUCUAGCAACAAAUUGAAGCCCUUGUUUUCCUCUGUUUUAAUGCUGUAAAAUUGGAACAUGAAUGCUUAAUAGUUUUUAAAUUGUAUGUGUUUAAAUUACCUGUGUGUUUACUGCCUGAAUGAGGAUGGAAUUUUGUGUACCAGGUUCUUGGGUUUUCAGAUGAGAUUUGUCUCUCCACCUAAUCUUGGAAAGGCCUCACUUCUUCUUGGGGCUAGCAAGUUGAAGGCACAUAGUAUUAUUUCCCAGGUUAUUUAGUGAAAUCCAGUGUAUUUGUUAGAUAUCAUUUAAGUGGGACAGACUAGAGGCAGUCAGAAUGAAUCCCAGUACUGUGAGUAAUUAAGAACAAUUCAGCCCUAAAGGAAAACUUCAGAAACACAGAACUUGCUCGAGAAGUGGUGGCAGUGUGGGAAGUCAGGUGAAGCCUUAGCUACAUUGGACUGUUCCUUCAUUCCUUUGUGUACACACACACAGAGUUAUGUGCAACUAUAAUGACAACGUAACUUGAUUUUUAUUUUCCCUGAUGUACCUGAACAGAGUGAUAAAACACAAAGAGGAUCUUGUUUUUAUCAUGUUAAAAAUGAGAGUUCAGCAGCACUCCUUAGGCUGUUUUGAGCAUAAAGUUGUCUAAACAGUUUGUUCUAAAAUUGCCAUUAUACUUGAAUUAGAGCAUUUUACUAAUCCAAGCACACUUCUUGACUAGGUGAGCUACUCAGCUAUAUUGGAAGCUUUUAACAUAUUGUUGCAUCUUAAUUGCUAUUCAUAUUUUGACAGUAAUAAAAAUAUCUGUUGUCCUGUCACAUAAUUUGUGAUUUAUAUUAAUGUAUUCUUUAUUUAAUGUGUUUACACAGUCCUUACAAAUGUGUUAGUUCUUUCCAUAAAAAAUGUAUUGUUUGAGAGAGCUUACAAUCUACUUUCACUGUUAUGAGAAUUUCUUGGUCACAUCUCUUUUAUAUGUAUGUUAACCUACAAAACUACAGGGAAUAAGGAGAGGGAGCUAUGAAAAAAAUGUUUAGAAGGUCAGUCUUUUGCUUAUCGUUAAUUAGAGUGCGUAAAAUAGAUCCACUCUGAACUGACUCCCUGCUGUAAUAGCUGUAUUCUCUUCUUUAUAGGCGAUGCUAAAGGUGAUAGGAAUUCUGAACAGAAUCUCCAGAGAAAAUACAAAGCAGUGAACAAAGAGUAACAUUGGAUUACCAAGAUGCCUCAUUGCAAUAAAAGAUCAAUAAGAAGCAGCAGAAAAUGGGAACUUUACUGUGAGUGGAAUAUAGAACAUGUAUAAGCAAAAUGCUUCUACUUUGGUUCUUGGUUCUUUUAUUUAAUAAGGGUUUGGUUAAUGAGAGUAGACAUCUCUAUUAAGAAACAUGAAAUUCUGUGCAGCAUCAGACAAAACUGUUACCAGUCACUUCACAGGCACAAAGAUUUGACCUGGCUGUAAACUGAUAUUCUUGAGUUUAAUGUACACCAAUUAGUUAAAGAGCAAUAAUUUACGAAGUUCACUUGGUCCAAACAUAGUUCCUGUCCCUCAAGUGUAAUAUAUAUUGCAAUGUAUCUGGCUGUGGGGAGGUGAAAAGCACUUUCUGCACCUCACCUGUAUAAUCCACUAGGUCUCUUAUGUUUCCUUAACCCUGCUGAACAUGCAGAGCAGGAAACAUUAAUGCUUGCUGAAAAUCCAGAAAAAAACCAACAAGUACUUGGGUAUGAAAGUAAAAAAAUUGACUUUCCCACUGUGCCAGCAGGCAAAAUGCUGUGAUUGUAGAGGUCGUGUCACAGAACCGUUGAUCAGGCUCUUUCACAUAGUGUCCAGUGGAGCUCUAGAGGAGGUUACUGAAGCUGAAAACAGCUUAAAAAAAAAAAAAAAAGCAGAUUCAUCUGUUUAGGUUUCACAAGAGUGCCCUUUAAAAUUCCAGUGGGUUCUGCAUCAGAUGCUUGUAUUUUUGUUAUUUCCAUUGUCAGCAAGUUCUGUGCAAAUUCUACAUGACUAGAAAAGUCAAAAGGUAAAAUUUGAUUAAAAAAAAAAGUUCACAGAAGAAUUCUUUUGUUCCACACACAGUUGUGUGACUAAACUGGAGUGCCUAGGACCAUGCAUGUGGAAGGGUUCUCCAUGCAGGCGCUGAGGUGGAGCAAAGGCACGAGCAGCCCUUGUGCUCCCUGGGAAGGGCUCUGCCUGCAGCUGCUGGGGAGGUGAGGCAGACAAGCCAUGGCUCUGUGUGCACAGGGAUGGCUGCAGUAGCUGUGGAAGCACAGCUUAGUGCUGUUUUCACCUUUCAUGGACUGUGUGUGGUGGGUAAAGGAAUUGCAGGGUUAACCAGUGACAGUUGUGAAAUGGAGACAUGCUUAACUAGACAUGAGAGAUCAGAACUGCAGUCCCUACAGGCA
Camarhynchus parvulus is the source of this 10492-nucleotide messenger RNA. It is a transcript of the gene ZNF280D, whose product is annotated as zinc finger protein 280D. Gene Ontology annotation, biological process: regulation of DNA-templated transcription. Gene Ontology annotation, molecular function: DNA-binding transcription factor activity, RNA polymerase II-specific; RNA polymerase II cis-regulatory region sequence-specific DNA binding. Bases 192 to 2993 code for a protein of 933 amino acids. The record is from RefSeq and is a predicted model, not a curated record. The transcript is spliced from 17 exons. NCBI's taxonomy places the organism in Eukaryota, Metazoa, Chordata, Aves, Passeriformes, Thraupidae.